GGGCCGAGUUGGCGCAGUCCAAGUUUGGCGGGAAACGCGCGCCUUGUCUCGUGGCUCUGCUCGUCGCGGGCGCAUAAACUCUUAUUUUUGUUAAACAUUGUAGGGGGGGAGGUUUCAAAAUUAAUGUUAAAGUUUUUAAUACAAGUACAUUUUAAAGUGAGCAAUAAUCGGCGGCCUUGGUAAGAUUUGUAGCAAGUUGCAUAAACAGUGUAAGUCUCGGCGAAGCCCCUAGGCCCCGGUUGCAUAUAACGCGUGGCGGGAAUUAAAAAAUUCGUUAAAAUUAACGUCUAAAAGUCUAUUUCUUCGCAAAACAUCCCCGUUUUAUACACGCUGCAAUCUUCAUCUACACGCGCUAUGAACGGUGAACUAAGCGUGAUACAGAGAAGCACCUCUCCCAACAAACCCAAGCCCAACGAAUCGGACCCACCAGAAGGCACGCACAUCGUCACAAUGGAAAUGGAAGAAGGGAACUCAGCCAACAUUGCUGUGGGUGACAUCGUCAUCUCACAGAUCAUGCUGGAUGAGGAGAAGAAACUUGAGAAAGAGGGUGAUGAGCAGGAGGAGAAGUUCAUGAAGAAGCAACACGAGGCAUGGAAGAAGCGCUCGCACGAGAUGGGCUUCCGUCGGCUGCAGCAUCUUCUUGAAAAGAGCAACAUCUACUCCAACUUUCUCCUGACUCGCAUGGAGGCCCAGCAAGCAGAGGCCCAGAAGAUGAAGGAAAAGUCGGAGCUCAAGUUGGCAAAGAAAAGGAAAUUGGAGCAGGCUGGAGGAAAGGAGAAACGUGAAUCUGCCCCAACUGCAUCUCCCCAAAAAUCUAAGAAAAGGUUAAAGGACAAAGUCUGUGGAAUAUCUGACUUCAUCAGCAAGGAGGAUAUCGAGACGUUCAGCAAGAAGAGAAAAGUUGAGAACGAUGCGACCCUUGGUGAAGCUUCCUUGCCUAAGAGUGACGUGGAGUCCAACGGUGCGAUUCGAGAGCGCCUUGGCCAGGUUGUGCGACAGAACGCUGCACAAAUGUGGCACCCCAACCGCAUGAUCAAUGGGCAGAAGGUGCCCUUCCACCAGCCACGCCUCUUCACUGGCGGCGUCAUGAGGAGCUACCAGGUGGAGGGCAUGGAGUGGCUGAGGAUCCUGUGGGAGAACGGCAUCAAUGGGAUUUUGGCGGACGAGAUGGGGCUUGGCAAAACAGUGCAGUGCAUUGCCACGGUGGCUCUGAUGGUGGAGAGCAGUGUGAUGGGCCCUUUCUUGGUGGUGGCACCACUCUCCACGCUGCCAAACUGGAUUUCGGAGUUCAAGCGUUUCACCCCCAAGAUCCCGGUGAUGCUAUACCAUGGCUCUGCCGACGAACGGCGCUUGCUGCGUCCCAAGAUUGCCAAGAAGCAGGGAGAACUGGAUAUCUGCCCUGUCAUUGUCACCUCGUACGAAAUCGCCAUGAUUGACGCCAAGUAUCUGCAGACAUUUUACUGGAAAUAUCUCAUGCUCGAUGAAGGCCACCGGAUCAAGAAUCUAAACUGCCGGCUGAUCCGAGAACUCAAGCGCUACCGUAGCGAAAACAAGCUUCUUCUCACAGGCACGCCGCUACAGAACAACCUGGCGGAGCUUUGGUCCUUGCUGAACUUUUUGCUGCCCGAAGUCUUCGAUGACCUCAAAAGCUUCGAGACAUGGUUCGAUGUAUCAAACCUCUGUGGUAGCGUGGAGGAGAUUGUGGCAAAGGAACAACAGGAGCACGUUCUUCACAUGCUGCACCAGAUCCUGACGCCGUUCCUGCUACGACGCCUCAAAGCAGAUGUCACCAUUGAGGUGCCACCCAAGCGAGAGGUCCUUGUGUAUGCACCACUCACCGCAGCACAGGAUCGCCUCUACAAGGCCACAGUGAACAAAACCAUCAGGAGCGUUCUCAACCCCAAGGAAGUCCAGCCUGAGCAGAAGACUCCAAGUGGACGCCCCAAGCGACGCAUACGCAAAGAGAUCAACUACGCCGAAUUGAAUGACAGUGUCAACAGCAUCGAUAAUUUGGAGGAGCUGAUCGCGAGGCAGGCACAGGAGGAAGAACAAUACAAGAUCAAAGUCGACUGGGCACCACAGAAGUCAGAGUUGAACAUGCAGCUUUCUAACAUUUUGAUGAUGCUGCGGAAAUGCUGCAACCACCCGUAUCUCAUCGAGUAUCCCCUCACCGCAGAUCAAGAGUUCAAGGUGGAUGAGAAUCUCGUGAAAAGCUCAGGAAAGUUGCUGCUGCUCGACCGGAUUUUGCCAGCGCUCAGGCAACGCGGGCACAAGGUGCUCAUCUUCUCCCAGAUGGUCCUCAUGCUGGACAUCCUCAUGGAUUACUGCUACCUUCGCAAGUUCCAAUUCAGCCGGCUCGAUGGGAGCAUGAAAUACUCUGAGCGCGAGGAAAAUAUGCACAACUUCAACACAGACCCAGAUGUUUUUAUCUUCCUGCUGAGCACGAGGGCUGGUGGCCUGGGUAUCAACCUCACAGCAGCCGACACGGUCAUCAUUUACGACAGCGACUGGAACCCACAGGUGGACUUGCAAGCACAAGAUCGCUGCCACCGCAUCGGACAGACGCGACCUGUAGUCGUGUACCGCAUGGUGACAGCCAACACGGUUGACCAGCGCAUCGUGGAGCGUGCCGGCGAGAAGCGGCGGCUCGAGAAGCUAGUCAUCCACAACAAACAAUUCAAAGGUGGCCAGAAGGGCAUGACGCAGGUGAAAAACAGCCUUGACCCACAGGAGCUCAUUGAGCUGCUCAAGUGCCCAGAUCACCAACGAGUGGUGGAAGGGUCUGUGAUUAGUGACAAGAAUCUGGAUCUUCUAUUGGACCGCAGCGACCUUGUUGCAGGCAAAAGUGAAGAGGAGGACACGAGCAAGCAGGCGAUGGGUGUGUUCAAAGUUGUAAAUACAAGAAACAGAUGUGACAUGGAACUCAGGAUAUCGGGUCUUUGAAGUUUUGUGAAUGUACUAUAUGCGAAAACUGGAAACAUUUGGUUUUUGAGGUGUGGUGCACUAUUCAACUCUUGAUUGUAUAUUUGCUAUGUGAAUAUGCAUUGGCAUAUGACUGAAGUUAAGGAAGGCUACAAACUGUAUUGCCUCUGAUUUACCAAAGUCAGGUGACACGUCCAGAUGGAGUAACUGAAUUGUAAUGGCAGUGACUUCAUCGGACAGGUGGCAUAUCAAGUAGAUGCGGCUUAUCAGAAGACUGUUCUGGCGGAAUCCCAGUACUGCUGUUGCAUAUUUCAAUUAUCAAUCUACCUGCACGUGUCACCUGAGACUGAAACGCCAGAGGGCAGACCUUGUAAGCUCCCAUAACAGGGUGCGCGUGACAUUGCAAGCUACCUUGGCGCCAUGACAUUUACAUAUUGAUUGUUACCAUAUGCAUGCAUGUGCACGUUAUAGGUUGUGUAGGGUGGUGGGCAUUUUUGGCUGAAACAGUAUUGUGCAGGUGUUCUCAAGUUUUGUAUUCGAAAUGUGAUUUACAGUCCUAUUUGCACACUUCUCAAAGCUUGAAAAUAUUAAAGGGUUCUCUAUCAAGUCCGAUUCCUGACAAUAGUGUUAUCAAACAUGAUUACCGUUGAGCUAAUACGCAUACAACUAUCAAUAGCACACCUGGGAUCAGGCCUGUUGCUGCAAGUGAAACCAGUUUUCCUGAUAACUUUAUUACUGUUGCCACAUGUUUUGUCCAUGAUGCACCACCAUUUACCCUGACGGUAAACGCAUUGAUCAUUUACAUUUGUUGUGUUUAACGAAAUGGCAGGGAUUUAAGAUCUGAUAAACACCCUCCGAAUACAUAGGUUGCAUACGUACUGUUUUUUUUUUUUCAUGUGACUUUCUUGGUGGUAUAUUUUCUUUCAAGUGGCUUGAAAACAUUCCCACUUGGCUUGUGCUUGCAGAGUGAUAAAUUGUGACUCCGCAUCUCUUAGAGCUAUAUGUUGUCCAUGUUUAAAGAGCUUUUUGAAUUGAGGCUUCAUAAUUCUGUAGAUAUGCUUAUCUGUGGUUGCGGGCAGCAUUUUGCUGAAUGCAUGAAAAAGAAUAUAGUUUACCAAAUUUCUUCCAAAUGUGCUUUGAGGCACAAUGCUAUGAGAAGAAUUAACACUUGUAUACCCUAGCAGAGCAAUAGGAGUACGGCCUGCAGAAAGAUAAUUCCUAGAUAUGCUUGAACACCCUGAAAGCAAUCCUUACACACUAGAGGGCACACUUAUCACACCUUGCUACAAAAAAUGUUAUGGUCGACAAACAUACAUUUCUUUAGUGCUCAGGGCUGGUCUUCAGCCAAAUUCAUUAAAGAAGUAAUGGAUGCAUAUUUCUUGGGUUGUGACCAGCCUGGUGGGUCAACCGUGCAUUUUGCUUCCAGAGUAGACGCGCACUAAAACUAGUUGGUAACAGGCAUGGAUGGUGUGGCUUGGGAGGGGGAGGGGUUCUUAAUGCAUAUGGAGUGUUUUUAACAACCCAUCGGUUUAGGUGAAAUGCAUUGGCUUAUUUUUCUUAGUAAUCCAAAUAUUGUUAUUUGCAAGAGCAAAUUUUUUAAACACGCACUCUGGCAUAACUAGAAAAGUAUGCAGUAUUGUUUUUUGUGGUGCUUGCUCACGCAGGCCCUUGCAAUUGCAUGCGCUCUUUUGCGAUGUAUUCUACCGCGUGUGUGAAAUGACUGCAUCAUAUGCAAAAUAUGGGGUUACUUAUUGGAGGUAAAUGUAAUGCAUGGAUUGCUAGGCUCACUACAUAGGGAACUGUUUACCUUUGAUGGAAGCAGCCUACAUUUAGUCAGGUGUACUCUACUGGUCAAAAUAGAACGAAGCAAGCUCCUUCAUUUUCUUAUUAUAUGGACCAGUUGCAUGGCUUUUAGCAUUCUAAAUGACAUGAAAUACAGAGGCUAAUAAUUAAAUGCCUCAUUAGAUGGAAACCAGGUUUGGUUAGCUCGGCAAAAUGCUGUAAAAAUUUUAUCAAUAGAAUUCUAUGUAAGGUGUUGCUCAUUCAUUUUCUUGAGGAAAGUAUAAAUUCAUUUUUUUGCAAUAAAAAUGUACGUGAAUGGAGUAAGUAUAUAUUGUAGUAGUGUAUAGUGUUAAAACUACAUUUGUCCAAGAAUGCUUUGUCUCGAUAUGUUUGUGAUACUUUGUCUCGAUAUGUUUGUGAUACUUUGUCUCGAUAUGUUUGUGAUACUUUGUCUCGAUAUGUUUGUGAUACUUUGUCUCGAUAUGUUUGCGAUACUUUGUCUCGAUAUGUUUGUGAUACUUUGUCUCGAUAUGUUUGUGAUACUUUGUCUCGAUAUGUUUGUGAUACUUUGUCAUACCUAACUUGAACUUGAUGGCCCUACCACGAGCAUACAUUUUCUUGGCAAAGUGUAAAUGUGUUGCUCGUAGCUGUUCUGUCAGGACAUUGUGCGCACUAAACUUUUGCAUGACCAUGACGUGAACUAUAUAUUUGUAAACGUUCACAACUAUGUUAGGCUUGAAGACUACGUAUGUUAAUGGCGGAGUGUCAUUUGGAAACUGCUAAAAUGCUGUGCUUGGCAUUCAGGAGUGAUUAGCACCUUGAAGCAAACCGUGUACCGUAAAAACAUGCGUUGCUUCAUUUUCUUUUAUUAUUGCUUAUGGUGUUCUGUUGUCUUACUUGUGGAAGAUAGUUUUGGAAAAUAAAGCUUUGUUCGAACAGAU
Messenger RNA from Lethenteron reissneri (Far Eastern brook lamprey), 5645 nucleotides. RefSeq names its product helicase, lymphoid specific (gene HELLS). The record is from RefSeq and is a predicted model, not a curated record. Gene Ontology annotation, molecular function: ATP binding; chromatin binding. Gene Ontology annotation, cellular component: pericentric heterochromatin; nucleus. NCBI's taxonomy places the organism in Eukaryota, Metazoa, Chordata, Hyperoartia, Petromyzontiformes, Petromyzontidae. Gene Ontology annotation, biological process: negative regulation of gene expression via chromosomal CpG island methylation; lymphocyte proliferation; DNA methylation-dependent constitutive heterochromatin formation.